This is a messenger RNA of Meriones unguiculatus (Mongolian gerbil), 5842 nucleotides long. RefSeq names its product zinc finger protein 791-like. Gene Ontology annotation, molecular function: DNA-binding transcription factor activity, RNA polymerase II-specific; RNA polymerase II cis-regulatory region sequence-specific DNA binding. The transcript is spliced from 7 exons. Gene Ontology annotation, biological process: regulation of immune system process; negative regulation of transcription by RNA polymerase II; regulation of cytokine production. The record is from RefSeq and is a predicted model, not a curated record. Lineage: Eukaryota; Metazoa; Chordata; Mammalia; Rodentia; Muridae. Bases 1108 to 3483 code for a protein of 791 amino acids.
GGUUUGUUGUUUGGGAUUACCUAUUUCAUGGACUGCUGAUCUUUACAGUUUUUUCUAAACUCCAUUUUUUAUUGCCCCCUCUCUUGGCAGCUGUCAUUUAUUGACUGUCGCAUGUAACCCAGGCUAGCUUUGAACUGCUGAUCCUCCUAGCACUACCUCUUGAGUGCUAGGAUGAAGGCUUUGCCCACAGUACCAGGAGUGGUACGUGUUGCUAUUGUUCUGGCUGAAAAUGUGCAGCCUGAGAGAGACGGUAUGAGCAAUCGUAGCUGUGCCUUACUGAAACUGCUAAUUCUUGGAGGACUUCAGGUCCUGUUCUAAUAUGCAGUGGGCAUCCUUCCAACUGAGGCAAGGACUGUUCGUUGUGUAAGGAGCUAUGCUAACACGGGCGACCCUGUGACCAGCAGGAAGGGCAAAGAGUGCCUACUUUGUGAAAAGAGCCAGCUCUGGGAAGCAAGAGCAAGCUCUGCUUAAAUGCAAACUUUGUUUGGCUGGCCAGUUCUUGUCUUUUGAGCUGGGCUUCCUCCCUUAGGGAGCUGCUUCUGUCACUCAGGCCUCGCAAGCCAAUCAGGUUAGCUAAGCGGGCCGCCCAAUCAGGAUCUCCGGAGGACGGACUCUUCCCGGCCGCCGUGCUGAGCGGCCGAGAGAUGUGCAAGUGGGUUCCUCCGUCGCUGUGAGCGCUGGUACCGGGAGCUGUGCGGAGGACGUGGGCGUGCUCGGAAGCCGCGCCAUGAGAAUUGGCUCAUUUCUUCUAAGUUACUAAAUAUGUGCUCUGAGGUUGUUUCAUAGUAUGCCUUUGUGAUUCUUUUAAUCUUCAUGCUAAUGAUGGCCCUAUAUAAUUCUCUCAUUCAAGUACUGACCAGGCCCGAUCCUGUUGAAUUUCCAAGAUUACAUGAGAUUAGGAGUCCUGAUAUGAUCAUUGGGGUUUCCUGUCAAGGAUUGUAAAGGAACAUGUCUUCUCUGUUAUCAGGGUUAUGACUGUGGCUCUCAUCGGCUCAGCUGCCUGCUAAAGACUAGGAUUUUUUGGCCUUUGAGGAUGUGGCUGUGAAAUUCAGCCAGGAAGAAUGGAUUUUGCUGGAUCCUUCUCAGAAGAAGCUAUACAAAGAUGUCAUGCUAGAAACCUGCAGUAAUCUUACUUCUAUAGGAAUCAAAUGGGAAGACCAAAACAUUGGAGAGCAGUACAAACAUUCUUGGAAAUACCUAAGAAGGUACAUGAUAGAUGCAAUUUAUGAGCAUAAAGAAGGUAGCCAGUUUCAAGAAACCUUUACCUGGAUACCAAAUCUCUGUAGGAGUACAAAAUUUUCUAUUGAAGUAAAACCAUUUGAAUGUGGUUUGUGUGGACAAGUUUUCACGUGUCAAUCAUCCUUUAAUGAACACAUCAUGUCGCACUUGGGGGACAAACCAUCUGAACACAAAUACGGUUCAUUUGCGAUACAACAGCAAAGUCAUAGUGGUGAAAGAUCCUAUAAGCAAUUUGGAAUGGCUUUUGUUAGCCCCUUUUCACCUUCUGUAGAUGGAAGAACCAACACUGAAGAUAAAUAUUACGAAUGUAAACAGUAUAGUAAAGCUCUGAGUUCUUCUAGUACUCUUCAGAGUCAUGAAAGAGUUCAUACUAGAGAAAAACCCUAUGAAUGUAAACAGUGUGGAAAAACCCUCUGUUCUCCCAGUUCCCUUCAAGAUCAUGAAAGGAUUCACAGUGGAGAAAAACUUCAUGCAUGUAAACAGUGUGGUAAAACUUUCAAAUGUCAAAAUUACCUUCGAAUACAUGAGAGAAGUCACAUUGGAGAAAAAUUCUAUGACUGUAAACAGUGUGGUAAAGCUUUCAGAAGUCACUGUUCCCUUCAAAGACAUAAAAUAGCUCAUCCUGAGAAAAAACCUUAUCCAUGUAAACAGUGUGGUAAGUCAUUCACUUAUCUGUAUUUACUUCAGGCACAUGACAGAUUUCACACUGGAGAAAAACCAUAUAAAUGUAAGUUAUGCAGUAAAGCAUUCCAUUGUUCCCUUUUUCUUCAAAGGCACAAAAGGUCUCAUGCUUGGGAAAAACCCUGUAAAUGUAAACAGUGUGGUAAGACCUUCAGAAGUCACAAUUCCCUUCAGUUGCAUUCAAGGACUCAUACUGUAGGGGAACCUUAUAAAUGUAAGAUAUGUAGUAAAGCCUUUCUGUGUCCUCUUUUUCUUCAAAGACAUGAAAGAACUCACACUGAGGAAAAGCCCUUUGAAUGUAACCAAUGUAGUAAAAUCUUCAGAGACUGGAGUACCUUCCAAGUACAUGAAAGAGCUCAUGCUAUAGAAAAGCCCUAUAAAUGUAAGAUAUGUAGUAAAGCCUUUUUUCAUUUCUCUUCCCUGGAAAGACAUGAAAAGAUUCAUACUGGAAGAAAACGAUAUGCAUGUAAAUAUGUAUGUAAGCAGUGUGGUCAGUCCUUCAUUUUUCCUUGUUUGCUUGAGAAGCAUUUAAGAACUCACACUGAUGAAAAGCCCUAUGAAUGUAAACAAUGUGGUAAAGCAUUUAGGAGUCUCACUUAUGUUCGCAUACAUAAAAGAACUCACACUGAAGAAAGGCUGUUUGCAUGUAAACAGAGUAGUAGAAGUCUCAGUUGUCCCAGUGCCCUUCAGUUACAUGAACUAACUUAUCCUGCAGGAAAACCCUAUGCAGGUCAACAAUCUGAUAAAACUGUCAGAAGAUUCAGUUAUUUUCAAGUACAUGAAAGGGCUCAGACUGAAGAAAAAGCUUAUGAGUGUAAGCAAUGUGGUAAAAUUCUCAGCUGUUCAAGUUCCCUUCAGCUACACAAAAGAAUCCAUACCGGAGAGAAACCACAUGAAUGUAAACAGUGUGGUAAAGCCUUCACUGUUCUGAGUAGUCUUCAUGUACAUGAAAUAUCUCACACUCAUGAAAAGCUUUAUCAGUGCAAGCAACCUGGUAGAGUUUUCACUCUUAGUAAUCUUAUAUUGGACAGAAAGAAAGCUGAAGGAAAUGCCUGUGAAUGUAAACACUGUGGCAAGUCCUUUGUUUCUCGAUAUUUACUUCAAAUGCAUGAAAGGUCUCAUUCUGCAGAGAAACGCUAUGAAUGUAAGGUGUGCGGUAAAACCUUCAUUUAUCCCUCUUUUCUUCAAAGACAUGAAAGAACGCAUACUGGAGAAAAACCUUAUGAAUGUAAACAGUGUGGUAAGGCCUUCAGAGUUCAGAGCUCCCUUCGAUUACAUGAAAGAACUCACUCUGAGGAAAAACCAUAUGAAUGUAAACACUGUAGUAAAGCCUUCUGGCGUUUCCCUUCUCUUCAAGUACAUGAAAGAAUCCAUACUGGAGAAAAACCCUUUGAGUGUAAACAAUGUGGUAAAGCCUUCAGAUGUCACAGUUCCCUUCAAAGACAUGAAAGAACUCAUAGUCAUGAAAAACCAUAUGAAUGUGAACAGUGUGGUAAGGCCUUUAGAUGUCAUCGAUCCCUUCAAAGACAUGGAAAAACUCAUGCUGGAGAAAAAGCACCAUGAAACUAGAGUUAUGAAAAAUUUUUAGACUUUCCAUUUUCUAAUGCUUGAAAAUACUCCUGGGAAAAUAUGGUGGUAUAAAACAAGUGUUGAAAGCUGCAGAAUUUUGUUUUUGUUUUGUUUUAAUCCUAGAGUUCCUAAAGAAAGACCUAUCAAACUGUUAAGAUGUUCAGUUCCAAGCUUAGUAUGGUGAUGCAUGCCUUUAAUCCCAACACACGGGAGGCAGAGGCAGUCAGAUCUCUUUAGUUCAAGGCCAGACUACAAAGUGAAUUACAAGACAGCCAGGGCUACACAGAGAAACCUUGUCUUAAAAAACAAAUGAUGUUCAGUUUUACUUGAAGACUUGAAUACCUUUGGUGGAACACAAAUGUGAUUUGAGGAUACCUAAUUUUUCAUAAUCUUAAUGAAUAAUCACAUGAUAAUGCGAAUAAAGUUAGCUCUUACAAGAAUAAAUGUUGGAUUGAAACUAGUUUGGAAAGUAAAGAUCGUAAAAUUUUAACUACACUAAAAGUCAUGAAGACUAUUGGAAAUAAAUCUUAAGUAUUUUGAAAUCCUGGUGCAAACUAACCUAUAAUGCAUAGAUUUUCUUAUAUCAUGAAUGUAUUAUAUAGGUUAUGAAUAUAUUGUGUUACCAGUGAUUUGUGUUUAAUGGUCAUCAUAGGAGGGCUUAGUGGUACAGGCCUGUAGUGUUAGCUGCUCAGGUGGCUGAUGGAGAAUUGCAAAGUCAGGACCUGCCCAAGCAAUUUAAGUCCUAUUUUGUAAUCAAAAGCUGAAGAGUACUGGGAAUGUUGUUCAUUAUGUAGAAUACUUGGCCUGGCACGCAUGAGACUAUUAAAUUCAAUCCCUAGUACUCUUACCAAAAAAAUGAGAGGGUGUUGCCAUUUUAAGAGAGGCAUGCAUUGAGGUGAAAUUUCUUAAGUAUGCUCUUCAGCAAUAGAGGUAGUUAGUGAUAUAUACCUUGUCGAAGAAUUUUAUAAUUAUGUGUGAAGAUCAUUGUGUCUUGUUAUUUUUCCUGAUGCUGUGAUAAAAUAUUCCAAGAGAAACAAGUUAAGAAGGGUUUCAUUUGGCUUAGAGGUUGAGCCAUGUCACAGACUGACAAAUCACAGCAAGAGGAGCAUGUGGGAACUUGCCACACUGUAUCUAUAGUUAGAGUGAUGAGUGCUCAUGAUCACCUAGUUUUCUCCCUUUCAUACAGUCUGGACCCAAACCUAGGAAAUAGUACCACUCCUUUCACGGUGAGUCUUCCUGUCUCAACUUAAAUCCCUUAUAGACAAGCCCUGAGGCUCAUUUCCCAAGUGAUUCUAGAGCUUCACAAGAUAAUAGUAUCUAUCACAAAUGUAUCCUACACUACUCCAAACAUGCAGUUUUACUGCUUACUUUAGGCAAGGGUAACUGUAAUUGUUUUGGAAACUGAAAAUAUUUGCUGUAAAUAUAUGAAAGGAUAAUGGUAUAAAGGUUAAUGCAACACUUAUGAAGGCCCCAUAUUGUGAUUGGAGUCCUCUAGAGUAACUGUUGCUCUGGGUGUUAGUAAGUUACUGUUUAGUGAAUGGUAAGGACAUUACUGUACACUAAUAUUACAACUAUUAACUUUAUAAAACUGUAGUCUUAGAUUUUAUUGUCUAUAAAAUAUUUACCUUAGAAAAUUAGCUCAAUACCUUUUCACUUUGCAAAAUUAGAAAUUUGGAUGCUUUUCUACUAUCCUAGACACUGAUCGGUUUGCAAGUAAAAAAAAAUGGUGUACCUUUAGAUUAAAUUGUGUUAGAAAGCUUGGUUUUAAAAAUUGCUUCUAAUUUACCAAAAAUGUACUUUAAAAAAAAAAAGAUUCUUUGGUAAAUUUUAGUUUGGGAUUAUUUGAUUUGGAAUAAUAUAGUAGUUUCUGAAAUGGUCCUAAAUGUAUUUUAUACUAAUUUAUGUGAAGGGCACUCAGCAUUGAUUCAAUUCUAGAAAACAUUGGUUCUCUAUAUUUUGCAUUCUAAAUUAUUCAGGUAAGAUGAUGAUGAUUUUUGAUUGUGUCGUCCUGACCUGGAACUCAGUAUGUACACCGGGCUGGCCUCUAAUUCAGAGAUUCACCUGCCUCUGCCUCUGCCUCUUGAGUGCUGACAUUAAAGGCGAGUGCCACAUUCAGGUAAAAUUUAAUACUUGGUGUAAAAAUAAGCAUCUCAUAUCAGUGUGAAAAUUUGCUUUCAUCUUUAACAAAUAGUAAAGUUGCUUACUAAAGAAUUUUUAAAAUAGAUUUUUUAAAGACUUUUAGAUUACAGUUAUUUUGUGUCUGUGUGUUUGUAUAAAGAGAAGCAAUAUAGCCAGAAGCUGAUUCAUGCAGUGUGAAGAGCUGCCAAAUAAAAUUUUGCUUGUGUCAUGUUGA